Adineta steineri is the source of this 1329-nucleotide messenger RNA. The record is from the annotation of a GenBank genome assembly. NCBI's taxonomy places the organism in Eukaryota, Metazoa, Rotifera, Eurotatoria, Adinetida, Adinetidae.
AUGACUGAUAAUCUGAAUAAUCUAUCAAUAUCAACAGACAAAUUACCUAAUGGACAUGAAUAUACAACAUUAGCCAAUAAUAAUACAACAUCAAAACGACGAAAACUUAUUUUACAUUUUGAUAAUCGAAAUACCUUAGAAGUUGCCAAUAAUGUAUCAGCAACAACAAUUGAACAAGGUGUAAACAAUUUUUUAACAGGUGUCCUUUGGGGUUCUGAAAAAGAGAGUACUGGUGAAUGGGAAUGGGUGUCAACAUCACCGUCACUUCAAAAACCAGUAAAUUGUUCACAUUGUAUAACGUAUUUUAAAUAUCUCGAAAAUCAAAUUGUUAAACAAGCUAUUGAUAGAAAAGAUUUACGUGCAAAAACUGGUAGUUUUGUAUAUAAUGAAGGUGCACGUUUUCGUCAAUUUUAUGAUGAAUUAAUUGAAUCAUUACGAUAUUAUAAAUUAGGAAGUAAGGAACGUGAGCAGGAAGAUAAAAUAUUAACUUUAGAAGAAGUACAAAAACAAAAAGCAGAUGAAUUAAUAAAAAAACAAGAAGAGAAUGAACGUAAACGACGUCCAUCUGUUUUACAUAAUAUUCCAAUACCUGUAAAUGGUUAUCGUUCGGAAAAAGGUACACUUUAUCAUUACGUUUUACCAUCAUUUUUUCGUCUUAUUGAAUAUCUACAAGAAACAGAUCGAGAUUUUGUUAUUUAUUUACGAACAAUGGGUGAUGAUAGUAAAAAUUUUCUAUUAAAUGCCCAACGUAUACUUUCAAAUGAACAUCCAGAAUUUCGUUUUAAACAAUCACUUGAUGUUAAUCAUGAACCAGGUCGUAUUGAACGUAAAACAAAUGAUAUAAUUCGUCUUCAAAUGAAAUUUCAAGAAGAUCCAGAAAUGGAAAUAAUCGAAGAUGAAUUUUUAAUUAAUGAAAAAUUAGAAAGUGGUCAUGGUAUACAUGCAAUAAAAGAUGAUUUUAAUGCAUGGUGUCAAACAAAUUAUCAUUAUACAACAUCAAAACCAAUAUGGUUUGAUCCAGAUGAUUUAAAUCCUCAAUCACAUCACAUUUUAUUUGAUGAUAAUUUUCGUGUUAUUCAUCCAAAUGAUUCUAUUGUUGAUAUUCGUAUAAUGGAUAAGAAGAAACGAAAAUGUUAUUCAUGUCCAUUUGAAUUUUAUCCUAAACUUGAAGAUGUAUUUGCUGUACAAGCAAAUUUAUAUUUAAUAUUAGCUGAUAGAGAUUAUUAUAUAAAAUCAAUUACAGAAUGUGAAAAUAAUCUUGAUCAACUGCUUCAAGAUACUCAAACAUUAAAAGCAAUCAAAGAAAAAAGUUGUAUCGAUCAUAAAUAA